Molecule: messenger RNA, 2328 nt
Organism: Arabis nemorensis
Lineage: Eukaryota; Viridiplantae; Streptophyta; Magnoliopsida; Brassicales; Brassicaceae
Source: the annotation of a GenBank genome assembly
AUGUCUUUAAGAGCAAUAGGUUCUGGUUGGUUAUUGAUACUAUUAACGGUGGUGGUGAUUUGGGUUUCGCCGGCAGGAGCUGGAAACGUCGGAUGUAAUUGUGAAGACGAAGGAGGAAGUUUCUGGAGUACAGAGAACAUUUUAGAGACACAAAGAGUUAGUGAUUUCUUAAUCGCAGUUGCUUAUUUCUCAAUCCCAAUCGAAUUACUUUACUUUGUGAGCUGUUCAAACUUCCCAUUCAAAUGGGUACUCUUCGAAUUCAUCGCCUUCAUUGUUCUCUGUGGUAUGACUCAUCUCCUUCAUGGUUGGACUUAUGGUCCUCACCCUUUCAAGCUCAUGAUGGCCUUGACCGUUUUCAAGUUGCUUACCGCUCUUGUCUCUUGCGCUACUGCCAUUACUCUCAUCACUCUGUUUCCUCUACUUUUGAAAGUUAAAGUUAGGGAAUUUAUGCUUAAGAAGAAAGCUCAUGAGCUUGGACGUGAAGUUGGACUCAUUAUGAUUCAGAAAGAGACUGGCUUUCAUGUUCGUAUGCUUACUCAAGAGAUUCGUAAGUCUUUGGAUCGCCAUACGAUUCUCUAUACUACUUUGGUUGAGCUUUCCAAGACUUUGGGGUUGCAGAAUUGCGCGGUUUGGAUGGAGAAUGAUGGUAAAACAGAGAUGAAUCUGACUCAUGAGCUGAGAGGGAGGGCUGGUUAUGGUUAUUCGGUUUCGAUGGAGGAUUCGGAUGUUGUGAGGGUUAGAGAGAGCGAUGAAGUGAAUGUAUUGAGUGUGGACUCGUUGAUUGCUCGAGCUAGCGGUGGAGAUGUUAGUGAGAUUGGACCCGUGGCUGCUAUCAGAAUGCCGAUGCUUCGUGUGUCGGAUUUUAAAGGAGGGACGCCGGAGUUGAUUCAGACAUGUUAUGCGGUACUUGUCUGCGUGUUACCGAGCGGGCAGCCUCGGGAGUGGAAUUAUCAGGAGACUGAGAUUGUCAAGGUUGUGGCUGAUCAAGUAGCGGUUGCGUUGUCUCACGCAGCGGUUCUUGAGGAAUCUCAGCUAAUGAGGGAGAAGCUGGCGGAACAGAACAGGGCGUUACAGAUGGCGAAGCGGGACGCGAUGAGGGCGAGCCAAGCAAGGAAUGCUUUACAGAAAACGAUGAGUGAAGGGCUGAGACGUCCGAUGCACUCAGUACUCGGGCUUUUAUCGAUGAUUCAGGACGAGAAUUUGAGUGACGAGCAGAAGAUGAUUGUAGAUACGAUGGUGAAAACGGGAAAUGUUAUGUCGAAUUUGGUUGGGGACGCGAUGGAUGUGUCGGAUGGUAGAUUUGUAACAGAGAUGAAACCGUUUAGUCUGCAUCGUACUAUCCGGGAAGCAGCUUGUUUGGCUAGAUGUUUGUGUCUGUACAACGGGUUUCGGUUUUCUGUUGAUGCAGAGAAGUCUUUGCCGGAUAAUGUGAUAGGCGACGAAAGAAGAGUCUUUCAGGUGAUACUUCACAUGGUUGGUAGUUUAGUAAAGCCUAGAAAACCUCAAGAAGGAUCGUCGGUGAUGUUUAAAGUUUUGAAAGAAAGAGGAAGCUUGGAUAGGAAGGAUCAAAGAUGGGCUGCUUGGAGAUCACCGGCUUCUUCAGCAGAUGGAGAUGUGUACAUAAGAUUCGAAAUGAAUGUAGAGAAUGAUGAUUCAAGCUCUCAAUCAUUUGCCUCUGAUUCGUCAAGAGAUCAAGAAGUUGGUGAUAUGAGAUACUCGAGCUAUGGGUUAGGACAAGAUCUAAGCUUUGGUGUUUGCAAGAAAGUGGUGCAGUUGAUUCAAGGAAAUAUCUCGGUGGUCCCUGGCUUAGACGGUUCACCAGAAACCAUGUCGUUGCUCCUCAGGUUUCGACGCCGACUCUCCAUUUCAAUCCAUGGAUCGGGCGAGUCGCCAGCUCCCGACCACCACACUCACCCUCAUUCAAGUUCUCUAUUACGUGGCUUGCAAGUUUUAUUGGUAGACACCAACGAUUCGAACCGAGCCGUUACACGUAAACUUUUAGAAAAACUCGGAUGCAGCGUAACCGCGGUAUCCUCUGGAUUUGAUUGCCUCACCGCCAUUGCUCCCAGCUCGUCCUCCUCUUCGUCGUCGUUCCAAGUGGUGGUGCUUGAUCUCCAGAUGGCAGAGAUGGACGGCUAUGAAGUGGCUUUGAGGAUCAGGAGCAGAUCUUGGCCGUUGAUUGUGGCAAUGACGGUGAGCUUGGACGAAGAAAUGUGGGACAAGUGUGUACAAAUUGGAAUCAAUGGAGUUGUGAGAAAGCCAGUGGUGUUGAGAGCUAUGGAGAGUGAGCUCCGGAGAGUAUUGUUGCAAGCUGAUCAACUUCUCUAG